AUGGACGAUGAACAACCCUCCAAGCGGCGGCGACGCAGUCGUCGCGCCCCGUCUGAUCGCAAGUUCGAGUGCACUCACGAGGGUUGUGGGAAAAGCUACUCACGCGCUGAGCAUCUAUACCGACACCAGUUGAACCAUGCCCCAAAACAGAUCUUUCGCUGCGACUUCCCCAACUGCUAUCGAUCCUUCGUGCGCCAGGACCUAUGUGUCCGCCAUCGCGAGCGCCAUACUACCCGCGGAUCACAGUUGCAGAAGCGCGACUCAUUCACGGCGGACAGCCAUGAUGACCUGCCGAAAUCCUUGAUCCCCGCCUCGUCCCCCUCGUCACCGUCCAUGACCGCCGCAGACUAUACAUUUAUGACUGAUGGCGCACCAAGCUCUAAGUCUCCCCCGAGCUCAAAUUACCCGCUAUCUACCAGCAUCGAAGUCGCGGGUAUCCCGGUGUCGGGCUACCCGGACCUCUCCGUGGCAUUCACCCAACCCGAAAGCAUGCUGGAUCUCGACGCCAUGUCCAAUGCAUACCCCAUAUUUGGUGGAGAGACGUAUAACCGGUCACCUUUUGCCAUGGCCGAUGACUUUGCGGCUUGGCUGUUCAGUGAACCGCUUGCGCCGCUGGGGUAUGGAAUGAUGCCAUUGGUACAGAACCAGUUCUAUGUGAACGAGCCAGCCUACCAUAACUUUUGCACCGUCAUUCCCCAGCACCCGAUGAGCGUGACCAGCAUCUUGGACUCAGGAUCGCUACCGGCUAUUAUAUCCGAAGAAAAACGGCAAGAAUUGCUUCAUUUGAUGGCGACGCGAUUCAACGAGGCAGCGUACUCGGCUGAUACCAAACGCAAAGACGCAUUGAUGGACGGAGACCUGGAUAGUGACCGGCAUGUCUUGAGCUUGCGCAUGAUGCAGACAUACAUUGGGUCUUAUUGGUACCAUUUCCAUUCACAACUGCCGAUUCUUCAUCAGCCGACCUUCGCAGCUGAUCGCACACCCAAUCUACUGUUAUUAGCUAUCAUGGCUAUUGGAGCAGCUACUUUGGAUAAGAUCCAUGGACAGGCGGCUACUGAGACAGCCGCUGAACUAGCUAGCUUUAUUGCAUGGCAUCUACGCUGGGAAAUAUUUAUGGAUGCGGAUUUCCGACCGCCAGCACGACUAUGGGUCUUCCAGUCCUUGCUACUGCUGGAGGUCUAUGAGAAGGGAUUCUCGACCCGAGCGCUGCAUGAGCGCGCCCAUAUCCACCAUGACACCACAUUGACCCUGAUGCGGCGAGGGAGUUCUCUAAUUGGACGGUCGUCGUUUGAUACCCCCGAAUCCAAAGAGGAGGAUGAGUCGUGGGCACAUUGGAUCAAAGCCGAAGCAACUCGACGAGUUGCGUUUGCUGCAUUUGUGUUAGAUUCAACCCACGCCACGAUGUUCGGACACUCAGCCAAGAUGGUAGCACAUGAGCUACGACUGCCAUUACCGUGCGAUGAGGCCUUGUGGGCUGCGACCAGCGCUGCAGAAGUCGCGCGUGUGCAAUCAAGCCUACAAUCACACGGCGUACGGCCUGUCAUGUUCCUCGACGGACUGAAACGUACCCUGAACGGUCAGCCCGUCAGAACAAACGUGUUCGGUCGGAGUAUCCUAAUAGCGGGUUUACUGAGCGUGAGUUGGCAUCUGAACCAGCGAGAUCUGCAGGUUAGCUCGCUUGGAGUCGGGCAGACUCUCGGUGGUCGUGACAAGUGGCGCACUGCGCUCCUCCGCGCAUUCGAUAACUGGCGUCGAGACUUUGAUGAGGCGUUAGGACCGUCCCCGUCAUCCGAGUCCGAGUCUCGCGAUGUACUUCAUGGUCUGGCUCACAUGGCAUCCCAUGUGGAUAUCGUAGAUCUCCAGAUCUUUGCUGGCGCCGAUCGGCUAAUGGGUCGGUCCAUCACGGCACGAGACUAUAGUACUGCGCUCGAGAAGACCGGUCGCUGGGCGACUAAAGCUUCAGCUCGUGAUGCCACCUUCUAUGCUCUGAAAUUCCUAUCAACUUGCUUCGUGGAACAGGCGUCGGGGGAGUAUGUCGCCCGCGACGACUACCUUCUGAACCGGCCCUGGGUUAUGUACUUUGCCGCGUUGGUGGUGUGGUGUUACGGGUUUGCAUUGGAUGGCCCUUUACGACCACCCCCCACACUGGCAACGUCUAUCGAACGAAGACAAGACAUGCAGUUAUUUCUGCAGCGCGUUGGUGGGGUGCGUGAACCGAACGAGCUGGAGGGGAUGAAAGGGCGAAAUGCGUGUUUGGGUCUGUUGAUGGUACUACGCGACUCAUUCGCGACUUCGCGAUGGGAAUUGUUAGGUGAAGCGGCGCGGCUGCUGGACAGCUGCAUUGCGAAACUACAAUCAUAA
This is a messenger RNA of Penicillium pulvis, 2361 nucleotides long. Its product is annotated as putative C2H2 finger domain protein. Lineage: Eukaryota; Fungi; Ascomycota; Eurotiomycetes; Eurotiales; Aspergillaceae. Gene Ontology annotation, molecular function: RNA polymerase II cis-regulatory region sequence-specific DNA binding; DNA-binding transcription factor activity, RNA polymerase II-specific; zinc ion binding. The transcript has 2 exons. The record is from RefSeq and is a predicted model, not a curated record. Gene Ontology annotation, cellular component: chromatin. Gene Ontology annotation, biological process: regulation of transcription by RNA polymerase II; DNA-templated transcription. Bases 1 to 2361 code for a protein of 786 amino acids.